AAGCAAAAGGAUAUCUCCUGCAACAGCAGCAACACCAGAAAAUGCUGAUUCCGAUCAAUGCUGCCGCCAGCGCUGAUAACAUCCAUAACAUUGACUUGAUUAAUACUUCAGUUGCUCCAAAUGUGACCCUGCUACAGAGGUCAUCGAGCGUUCCCUGAUCCCCAGCUAUCCCCUGGUGGGUUCUCUAAUUCUUCAGCAGGAGGUGGAGGAGGAACAAUGCUCAAUACAGGCAGCCAGAUCUCACACCUCACAGCGGCAGCCGUACUCCCCCCUUCAACAUCCUACCCUUCUCCCCUGUCAAUGGUGGAAUGAAUAACUUUCAACAGCAGCAGCAACAACAGCAGCAACAGCAGCAACAACAACAGCAACAGCAACAACAGCAGCAGCAAGGCAACACCCAGGCCAGGCUGUCACCAAGUGGUCUACCUUCUUUUCAGGCCCAACUCUCCCCUCGUGUCUCUCAGGCACAGCAACAAGGUGGAUAUACAGUCCUAAAGCCAGAACAACUGGGCUCAGCAGCAGCAGCAACAACAGCACAGCAGCAGCAGCAGCAACAGGCGAGGCUGACCCUCCAACAGCAGCAGAACCCCAUGCUCAACGCACAACUUACGGGAACACCCUUUCAAUAGUACCAGAGGGUUCUUAAGUCAACAGCAGCAGCGACCGAAUCAGCCACAGCAGCAGUUGCCACCCGUCCGAUCCCUGACGAGUCCUGGCGCACAACGGCAGUCACCAUUCCCCACCCGACGUGUGCGCAACCCCUGGUGGUGCGCAAUAACCGCAUCCAACGCACUAUCAGCGCCCCUCCUCAGGCCACCACUCAGUUGCCAGGAGGCAACAACGGCAUGACAGAGUACGUGAGACAAGAACUACGGGCCAAGGUUGGCGCG
This is a messenger RNA of Homalodisca vitripennis (glassy-winged sharpshooter), 890 nucleotides long. Its product is annotated as probable serine/threonine-protein kinase fhkB. The transcript is spliced from 6 exons. Lineage: Eukaryota; Metazoa; Arthropoda; Insecta; Hemiptera; Cicadellidae. The coding region runs from base 309 to 629 and encodes 106 amino acids. The record is from RefSeq and is a predicted model, not a curated record.